This is a messenger RNA of Xiphias gladius (swordfish), 1233 nucleotides long. It is a transcript of the gene kctd14, whose product is annotated as potassium channel tetramerization domain containing 14. Bases 69 to 794 code for a protein of 241 amino acids. NCBI's taxonomy places the organism in Eukaryota, Metazoa, Chordata, Actinopteri, Istiophoriformes, Xiphiidae. Gene Ontology annotation, biological process: protein homooligomerization. The record is from RefSeq and is a predicted model, not a curated record. The transcript is spliced from 4 exons. Gene Ontology annotation, molecular function: protein binding.
CUACCUGUCGAGCGGCGUAGAAGCUCCCAGCUCCCGCCCGGACACCUGGACGAAGGCUGGACGGCGAGAUGAGUCUGCCGGACUACAAGUCACCCGAGAGGCAUUCCGCGCCCGCCGGCCCACACUCUCCUGUGGUGCAGUUAAACGUUGGCGGUCACCUGUUCAGCACCUCCCUGAGCACACUGCGGAGACACCCCGACUCCAAGCUGGCUGAGCUGCUCAGCGGACAGCCCAAAGCACGCACUGACGCACAGGGACGCUACUUCAUCGACCGUGAUGGUUCGCACUUUGGAGCUGUCCUCGAGUUCCUGAGAUCGGACCGGCUGCCCACAGAGAACGUCCAGGAGGUCCACAGGGAGGCAGUGUACUACAACGUCAGACCGCUCAUCAAACGUUUGGAGGAGAGCCCUCAGAUGUUUGGAGAGCUGGUGGGAAGACAGCAGUUCCUCUCCAGAGUCCCCCACUACAAAGAAAACAUCGAGGUGCUGAUUCGUAUCGCCAGAGCCGAGGCCAUCGCCGCCCGCCACUCCACCAUCAUGAUCUGUGUGCUGCGGACGGAGGAGGAUUGGGGUUUCUAUGACAACGCCAUCAACAGCCUGGAGGCGGACAAGGAGUCGGUGGUGACGUUCGGGCCCUGGAAGGCCGUCCCCUCCGUUCAAGACUUGCUGGACUGUGUAAAGAUGGACAUCGAGAAUCAGGGCUACAAGGUGCGCGUCCAGCCUCACGUCGUGGAGAAAAGCUUCCUGUCCAGGAGCUACGACUACUUCUACAAACUCAUUUUCACCUGGUGGUGAAGAGAAGGCUGCUUUUCUGUUUGUAUUCAGAGCAGAAUUUGAACCUCUGCAUAUUGUUUCUGAAAAUAACAGGUAGCAUUUUGAUAAAUUACAUGAGUUAAAAGACCAAGUUGCUUCAGUUUUUCCAAAAUAUUUUUAAGUCAAGCUGUAUGUCUAUGCCCCCGUCUAAAAAAAACACCAACCAUUUUAGACACACGGGGUCAGUACAGCAUCUGUUUGUAAUGGAUUUCAAAGGUACUGUGGUUUCAGAUAGUGAUGGAUCCACCAAAGUAUUUAUAUAUCCACGACUUCUUAAAACAAAGACCUUAUAAUCUUAUAAUUAAUUAAAAUUAAAAAAAAAAUUAAUUAGAUGCUUAUAAAUAUAAAUAUUGUUCCAUAUCCUGUGUAAUGUCAUUGAAAUCAUGUUUUACUGUAGCGAACCUUUAAUGAGCAAUAAACU